Molecule: messenger RNA, 914 nt
Organism: Nestor notabilis (Kea)
Lineage: Eukaryota; Metazoa; Chordata; Aves; Psittaciformes; Psittacidae
Product: carbonic anhydrase 15-like
Exons: 7
Cellular component (GO): plasma membrane
Molecular function (GO): carbonate dehydratase activity; zinc ion binding
Source: RefSeq, a predicted model, not a curated record
GGCAGUGGUGUUAUGACUCACAGGACCCCCAGUGCGGCCCCAGCCACUGGAAGGAGCUGAAAGCCACAUGCGGUGGCAGCAAGCAGUCCCCUGUGAACAUCGACAGGCGCCGGCUGCAGCGGGACCGGGGCCUCGGGGACAUCCUCUUCGAAGGCUACGACCAGGCCCCCCCGGGCAAGUGGAGGUUGGCAAAUGAUGGGCACACAGUGAUGCUGAACCUGGCGAGUGAGUUGGUCUCUGAGCACAUCACCAUCAGCGGCGGGGGCCUCCCCGGCAGGUACCAGGCACUGCAGCUCCACUUCCACUGGGGUAGCCCAGUCAGGAAUGGCUCCGAGCACACUCUUGAUGGGUGCCAGCUCCCCAUGGAGAUGCACGUUGUCCACAUGAACACUAAGUACCAGACGCGGGCAGAGGCCAAGGGGCAUCCCAAUGGGCUGGCUGUCCUCGGCUUCUUCUUCCAGGUCUCCGAAACUCCUAACACCAACUACAACACCAUUGUGGCGGGGCUGAGGAACAUCUCCCAUGCAGGGGACUCUGUGGAUUUGGCCUCCACUUUCCGCCUGAGCACGCUCCUGCCACGUGCUGGCCGGCUCUCCGGGUACUACCGCUACCAGGGCUCCCUCACCACCCCUGACUGCAGCGAGGUCGUCGUCUGGACUGUCUUUGAGGAGCCGGUGGAGAUCGGUCGGGAGCAGCUGCAGGCCUUCGUCAGCACCCUCCACUUCCCGGCUGUUGGCUCCACGCUUCCCAAAAUGACCAACAACUUCCGCCCGCCGCAGCCCCUCCACAGCCGAAAGGUCUUCGCCUCCCGGGCAGCCACAGCCAGUGGAGUGUCCCCACACAGGGUCCCGCACCAGCUCCUCUCCCCACUGCUCCUCCUGACCCUGCUCGGCCCCUCCUUGCCAACCCCAUAA